CAGUGUAUGACUUAAAACAUUCUAAAACUUCAAAUUAGAACAAAACAUAUUAAAUGAUACAAUGUAAUAUUGUCAGUUAGUAGCCUUAUUAUUCUGAGGUUUAAUUACACAAUAUUUAUGAUAAAUGUAUGCAUUUUAUAAAAUGUCAUAAAACUGGGGCCCCCUGGCACCAUCUCGCGGCCCCCAGUUUGAGGACCACUGAUCUAAGCAGUUUAUACAAUCGGUUACUGAUCUAAUAUUACAUCAGACAUCAAUUGUAGGCCAUUAACAUUGCACAUAAAAGGACUGCAGCUACUGUUCGUGCCUCUGCAGUGUCGUUUUUUACUAUUGCGCUGAUAAUGCAAGAAUUGUUCUUUGCACUAACCAUUGACUUGACGUGUGGUUUCUGAAUGAUACUUACAAAUGCAAAAUUUUCAAGUCAAACGACUUGUUAAUGUGCUAUUGGAGGGAACAGUUGAAACUGACUGACUAAAAAUUGGUCUGUGAUAACAACCAUCUAGUGAACCUGUUCAACUAAUUAAGCCUUAAUGUUGCACUUUUUUAUGCCUUUAUAAACUUAAUGUCUUAACAUAUAAUUCUGUUUUCUUGUUGACAUGUUUAUUUCUUAUCUUUUUAUUUAAUCUUUUUUAAUUACUAUAAUUGCACAAAUGUAAUGCAUCAACGUGAUGUACUUAUGGAACCAUAUAUCUUUUCUGAUCAAAUUUUUUAAAUAUGCAAAAAAAAAUUUGCUGACCUCAUGAGCUCAAAAACUGCCAAUGGCAAUUUUAACGUACAUGUUAGCACCCUAUUUGUGAACAGUGUGACCAUAAUUUCAUGCAAGAGCAUGCUGGUGUGAAAGUCAAUGUUUUAAGUUCCCUUUGCAUGGCAGCAGUGUCCACCCUUAAACAGGGGCAGUAUAUAAACUCUGUACUAGUUCACUUGCAUAACGGAUAGAGAACAGCUCUCUGUGAAAAGAUGGUUGCCUUGUGCAUCCAACUGUUGACUCUGUUGGUGGUUUGUGCAGCUGCCAAUGAAAAUAAAUAUAUUACAUAUACAUUUAAAGCUUGGAAUAUGGGUGACAAGCCUUUGCAGGAGCAGCUUGCUAUUGUGUAUAAGGAGAUGGAAAACUUGAAACAUGAACAAGCAGUGAUGAAGCAAAAGCAAGACGCCAUGAGUCAGGUAUUACCACACUGUCCACAAAAGCCUCUUGAUACAGAUGUGGAAUUGAAUGUGACGUCUUUGAAAAGUGGUCAGUCAGGCAACCAUCUGGUUAAUAAAUGGCUCAGUGAGGUUGAGGAUGAUGAGGGUUCUGGUGAUGAUGAGUUUGAUGCGGGCUUAGACCCUUGCAAUCACUACAAAGCGUUGGACCAGCCCUGGAGAGCAACUAACUACACCACUAAGAGAGUUGUUUGUGACCGUAGUAUGCAAUGGAAGGGCUGGUACCGUCUCUUCUACCGUGGGAAAACCAUCCAGAUGCCUGAGAAGUGUGUGAAGAAAGAGAUGUGUGGCACGCAUUCACCUCUGUGGCUCGCCGGCGGUCAUCCACGAAUAAGAGACGGAAUCGUCACACGCAAAGUGUGCGGAAACUGGAAAAACAACUGCUGUUUGUUCAAAUCUCAUCCAAUUCAAGUGAAAGCAUGUAGGGGAAAUUAUUACGUCUACAGGUUCGUCAAACCAGUGGCUUGCCAUAUGGCAUACUGUGCAGACAUCAACACUCUUGUAUGUGGAAGGUGCAGGAAAAGUGAAUCUUGUAUCAGCAGAGACAAAAUCACCUGGAUGUGUAGGAGAAACAAACGGAGAGUAAAAGCAAAUGUCCAUUUCUUUGCCUCUUACCCGGGUCGAAUCUCAGGAAAAGUGAGCAGGAUCGUAUACAGAAAAGUGUAUGUGAAUCAAGGCAAGGCGUUUAACAGUCGCACCGGGAUAUUUCGAGCUCCAGUGUCAGGGGUUUAUCAAUUCUUCUUCUCCUCACAGACUUGGGGUGGUGGGGUGACGGACCUAUGGCUCGUUGUUAAUGGUUAUUGGGUGGCUGUGUCCCAUAACAAUGUUAAGGGCCCAAACUCGGUAGGAAAUCUCUCUACAUACAUGACUACCCUGCGCAAGGGUACUAGGGUUUAUGUGACCCAUAAUCGUGGUCGCUCUUGGGCCAACUCUUCAUCCAACAACAUCGUUUUUGGUGGUUCUUUACUUAUGGUGAGAAAAGUCUAAAGAAAUGUCAAUUUUAAAUGAAGCAGUAGUAUAACAUUUUACAGUGAGAAGCUGCUGUAGUAAUACAAAUAUAUGAUUUGAGAUUUUUCACUCUUAAAAAUAAACAUGGUAAAAAAAAUUAGUUGCAGCAAUGCAAUUAAAGAAUAAUUUUUAGAUCCCCAAAGAACUUUUCAGUUGAGGGGGAUUAAAAAUGCAAAAAUGAUUUGCCUUUUUUAUAGUGUUUAGAUCCUUUAUUCACUAUACAAGGACCCUUGUGCAACAUAAAGACUUUGUGGAUGUUUAACACAGGCCAACAAAGAAACUUUUCACUUUUAUGUUAUGCUAUUUCUGCUAUUCAUUAUUUUGGCUUUAAUAGAUGUGUUUUUUAGAGAUUUGUUUUAAAAGUAAAUAGCAAAAGUGUUUUAAAAUGCUAUUUUUCAUAAAACCUGUUUUAAAUUGUCAUUUUAUUUUUUUAACAUAAUUAUUUUACUAUACAGUAUUUUUUACAUUUUAAUUAUAUUACAUUUUAAUUAUAUAUGUAUUAUUGUUUGCUUAACUAUUAAGCACUAUUAAUGUAUUAAAAACUACUGUCGUAAAGUAAAACAAAACUAUUAGACGUAUUUUUUUAAGUAAAAGGUAGGGGGCAGUAGAGUUAUUGUGUUUAUUAUAGGAGAAUGGCACAAUGGCAGCAACCUCGUGCCUCAUCUUCAAUCCUCAUUCAACCUAAACACGUUCCCGUCUUGAGGUUACUGUACAGACAUUUUCACAUCACGUGUCAAUGAUGUUUUAAUACCAGAUUUUUUUUAAAGCAGAAAAUAUUGUUAACCAUUAACGUGCUUACCUGCGAGCACCUGUACUGUAUAAAUGGAAACUUGGGUAUUGUGCUUUUGAUGUUAAGUUACUAUUAAAAGUUAACUAAUUAUCA
This is a messenger RNA of Misgurnus anguillicaudatus (oriental weatherfish), 3088 nucleotides long. RefSeq lists its product as uncharacterized. The record is from RefSeq and is a predicted model, not a curated record. Lineage: Eukaryota; Metazoa; Chordata; Actinopteri; Cypriniformes; Cobitidae. Gene Ontology annotation, molecular function: protein binding.